Tilletiaria anomala UBC 951 is the source of this 1071-nucleotide messenger RNA. RefSeq lists its product as uncharacterized. The transcript is spliced from 2 exons. The record is from RefSeq and is a predicted model, not a curated record. Bases 162 to 887 code for a protein of 241 amino acids. Lineage: Eukaryota; Fungi; Basidiomycota; Exobasidiomycetes; Georgefischeriales; Tilletiariaceae.
UCAAAGCCUCUUCUGACCACUUAUGGGCUCUGCGCACUUGUCAAACCAAAGGAACUUCCUGAGGCAUGCAAGGUCGUGGUAACUGUUUACGGGUCUCAGUCCCUUCAUGAUUGAGGCGACAGCAUCAAGGGAUUCGAGGUUGUGCAAGUCCACGCUCAGGCAUGGUACCGGGUGCACACUCUGCUUUUCGGCCUUGGCUCUUCCGCUUCUUCUUUGAGGCUCGCUAUUGCCUUGAUCAUUUUUCAACCGUGGCGCCGCCAUACCAUCUGCCAUAUGUCGGCGGUCUGCGCUCGACGGACGCUUGUUCGUCCGAUUUGUCAGCAGCAUUUGACGACCACAAAGAUGAGGCUGGCGUGACGCGCAUGGUUGUCCAUUUCGCAGGCGACAUUGGCUUCCGGCUUCUGAAGCACCUGACAACUGAAGCAGAGAAGUCUUGCGACGUGAUUGCCAAGGUCCACCCGUUUGCCGUCAACCUUCCAUGCGCACUCUGUUGCCAGCCAGAGAACAAUCCCACCGCCGUUCUUGCCGGGCUUGUACCCGCACUAUCUGGCUUGCUGGGCACUGUCUCUUGGUUUGCUCUCCUUAUGGGCAGCACUUUGCCCGGUGCGCGCUGGCGGGCUUCCAUGCUGGCUCACGACGCCAAGGAUGGGACUCUCGACGAUGCACUCGCACCGCUCGCGUUGGACGCCGCUCCGUCCGUGCCUUCCGAGGAGGCGACCUCGCUCUCAUUUCUAUGUGACAGCAAAGAAGUGACGAGGAAGGCGCUUGGAGUGACGAGUAAAGCCUCAGACAGGGCCAUCCUGACUGGCAUGCAACGGCUUGCUUAUGGCGCCGGUAGACAUAUUGAGCGGUGUGCUGGAUUCGGGUGGCAUUGCAUCUGCUGCUAGGCACAACUCCGCAGUAGUCGCACUGCGCAUCGCGAAGCUGCUCUCUUUGAACCUCGGCCCGCUCCUAGACCCAUUCAUCGGUGCCUUUGAUCUCUUGGCAAGCGACAUCCAGACUCUACUGCGCGGCCUAUACUUGGACGUUUCUCUCCCCAUCAUGCCCUUCUUGAUGUUCAGCAAGCAUGGC